Messenger RNA from Cetraspora pellucida, 123 nucleotides. The record is from the annotation of a GenBank genome assembly. NCBI's taxonomy places the organism in Eukaryota, Fungi, Glomeromycota, Glomeromycetes, Diversisporales, Gigasporaceae.
AUGUGUGAUGCUGGGUUGCAAGAUUUAUCAAAAAUUAUGUUAUUUGAGGACAUUCAAGAACAUAAAAUUCGUAAUUUACAAUAUUAUAAUAAUAACCUUUUGAGAACAUUAAGAAUUUCUUAA